Jaminaea rosea is the source of this 3480-nucleotide messenger RNA. RefSeq lists its product as hypothetical. The record is from RefSeq and is a predicted model, not a curated record. Lineage: Eukaryota; Fungi; Basidiomycota; Exobasidiomycetes; Microstromatales. The transcript has a single exon. The coding region runs from base 1 to 3480 and encodes 1159 amino acids.
AUGCAGCCUCAGGUCGUCGCCACGUCGGACUCGUCGCAUCAUGCCAGCGCCAGAGUAGGAGUGUCCCCCUCUUCUGCGGCUCCUGCUGCCUCGACGGCGGCAGCCUCUCAGCCGGUCGUCGCCUCAAGCGCAGUUCAGUCGACGCCGACGGCUGAUUCGAGCGCAGCAUUUCCCGCAGCUCAGGCGGUAUCGUCCACCUCUGCUCCGGCGCAAUCGCCUGCCUCGUCGUCAGCUGCCAGUCAGACAGAGGUUGUGUCUUCGACGGUGCAAGCCUUGACGAGUGCUAGCACCACCCCUUCUCCUAGCUCGACCAUCGGUACGAGUGACGAUAUGUCGUCCUCGCUCUCUGCGACAAGCGCAGCUGCUUCAAGCUCUUUGGAUGCCCUGUCAUCUUCCUCUCUUUUGGCUUCUGCUUCAACAGCAGAGGCAAGUGCAGCUUCAGCGACAUCAACACCACACAAGAUUUCGCUCGCUCACAAUACGCCGCUCAUGGUAUUUGUAAUUCUUGGAUCCAUCAUUGGCGGUGCGACCGUCCUCUUCGGCCUGGCCUGGCUCUGCAAGCGCUCAAGUCUGGGUCCUACACGGUCAAGAAAGCAGAAAGCCCUCUCCGGUAACUGGAGCCCUGGGGCUGGCAGCUCCAAGUUCAGCCCCUCCAGCGAGAUCCCUGAGAUCUUGUUCACUCAGAAGCCUUCGUAUUCUGCGGCCGUCUUCCCGGAGCGACCCCCUCCCGCAAUGCCGCCCUCUUUUGCGGAGAACAAUUACAGCAACACGUAUUACCCAUCGUAUGGGCGACAAAAUGCUCCCGGGGGCCCGCAACGUCAGCAGGGAUGGGAGCUCUUUGACCGACCCUUAGAGAUGCAGCCCGUCGUUUUCUCCCCUCUGGUCGAUGGAGCCGGCGCUGUUCGUCCCAAUGCUCCCCGACGCCCAACCUUCAUUCAGAAGGCGCUCCAGCAACCGGAGCGCGGUGCCACGCUCGACCUUGAGGCACGUCUCAGUCACGAGGAGCAAGCUCGCGAGAUAGUUGAAGAGGGAGCAUCGAGAAGCAACACGACCAGCAGCACAAAGUCAACAACCAGCGCCAUUUUGCACGCCCUCGGCCUCACGAACAGCACUAGCAAUGGCAAGGGGAAGCACUCCUCGUGGUCAACUCGUAUCCGCCGCAAGUCUACGUCGGUUCCCGACGACUCCGACUUCGAAGGUACCAUCGGCGCACCGGACAAAGAAGUGCCUCGUGCUCAUCGCGUCAAGAAGGGUCGCCGUUUUGCCUGCGAUGUCACGUCCGGCGAGGAAGACUCUUCGCCCGAAGACGGACCCCCUCCGAUGCCUGCCUGGCCGCCUCGACAAUACGGCCUCGGCAUGUAUGCGAGCCAGUCCACCAACUCGACCCCAAAGACACCAGGAAUGGCUGGCAUGGGAGCUGGUGGGGGUAGGAGAUCUGCACCCAUGGAUCGCUUUCACUCAAUGCCCAUCGCCGGUCACUCGUCCACCGUACCUGGUCGCCAACUACUUGUAGCCCCCGGCCUCACACCGGUCUCCGAAUCCAACGCGGCCGACGUUCUGGGCGCCUUUGCCCGACUGCAACGCCAACAUCAAGUCCAAGCUCUGAAUGAGGAUGAUCUCAAUCGUCGAGCUUCUGCGCCGCCUGCGCAAGACAGGGAAGCCGCAGUGAAAGACAAGGUGACGACAUGGUGGACCGGCAGCUGGGACGCAGAAUGGCCAAGCCCAACCGCCUCACAGCGUGAGCUUGGUACGGUGCCGGAGGGACUGCUCAGCCCGAGGAGCAUUGAGAUCCCGGCUCCUUCCUCCACCUUCGCCCACUCUGACCGCGAAGAGGAGGAGGAGGUCGAGGUAGUAGCGGGAGAAGCUCAGCCGUCCAGCCCAAGCAGCAUCAGCUCGCAGGAGGUGGAGACCCCUCCCUCAUCACUCACUCGCGAUGAGUACAUGCUUCGCGCUCAAAACUCUCUCAAGCGGAUGACAAGCAUUCGCCCCAAUUUCGCACCCGCUACCACCCUGGACAGCUGGCUCGACGCUGCGAAUGGGCCACGCGAUUGGAUGAAGGACAGCAACGUCAUUAUCGAGGAGGAGGACGACAACGUUGCUGCAGAACGCGAAGCUGCGGACAUGGAAGCCGCCACAAUGGUCGGUGGGGAUGAGGUCGGUCUUGGCUAUGUCGGCGAGCCGAAGCUGGGCUACCAAGGCUCGCUCAAGUCUCCCAUGGUUCUGACCAACGACCUGCCUUCAGACUUUUUCGUGGAGAGUGACGACGAGGACUAUCGCGCUCUGCGCAACAAGUCCAGCGCCUCGACAUUGCGCUCCUCCAACAGCAAUGCGACACUGCGCUCCUCCAUGAGCAAGCGCAAUCUCAGGGCCGCAGCUUCGCAUGAGUUCAUGGGAGGUGUUGCUACCCCUCGCCUGGGGCAUCGCUCCUCCGUAGCCUCGCUCGACGGGCACAGCUACUCGUCGCACGGUCACAAGUUGCCCAAGUCUGUUCGCAAGCAACGCUCUUUUCGCCAGCAGCAACUGCAGGAGAAGCGACUGUCUCUCGCAGUUGGCGACUCUCCGGACUACUACAUCGACUCGGACGGGUACGAGGUCCGCAAAGUCAGCGGUCUCUCCUCGGUAGCUCAACCUGCUCGUGCGAGCUUGGUCGUCAGGAAGGAGAGCAUUCGUGGUCAGACGAGCGAUGUCUCUGACUAUGAGUGCGAGGCCGAGGAGGAGAAGCACUAUCACCACCAGCAGCUUGCAGUCCCCGAGCCCACCGCUCUCAGCGAGUAUGAAGCCAUCUUCGCGCGCAGCUCGGAGAGCUUCUAUGCUCCUGAGGUGGCGGCUGCCGUCGCUGCGGCGGGCGAUGUGCGCAAGUUGAGGGGCAAGAGCUCGCAACGUGCCCUUAAGACUGCGCGAUCUAUGUCUUGCAUCGAGGAGGUUGACCGCGCAUUGAUGGCUUUGGCGAUUAAGAGGCAGGCCCUUGCGCAGUCUCAGAGCAAGCUUGGCAGCGGCAAGGUGAGGAGACAGCAUGGCAGGCGGGCCGUUUCCACUGGUCAGAGGGCCUUCUCUUCUGGUCUUGCUCGACCUCAGUCACAUGGCCACCACCACCAGCCUGCCCCUCCCCCCAUCAAGCCUCGCUACGGCCACGUAGCCGGAGAUGCCUCUCCUUCCUCAAGCUCAGACUCGGACAUCUCUGUUCGCCGAUGGGGUCGUCCCACCAGCAGUCACGACGACGACGCGGAUGACAUUAGUGCUCUCCCGUACAUCAGCGGGUCGGACGACGAUGACGAGUUUGACGGCGGCGACUAUAGUGUCGGUAACAUCACUAUUGGCCCCUACGCGGGCAUGGCGUCGACGCACGGAGCUAUUGCUGAUUGGAACGCAGCCAAGAGACGCAGGGGAGCGCGUGGACCGAUGCAGAUGUACGGCAACGGAUUUGCAGCUGGACCCGGCAGAAUGAGGGUCGCCUCUGCCGGUGUUGUGGCUGCCAGGUAA